AUGGCGGCGCCAAAACUGUCGGACCAUUCGGGCGAUGAAUGGGGCGAAAUGGCAAAGAUCUACCACAAGCUCACGGUCGGUGUUGCUGAGAAGCCCACUGUCGAAAUCCUCCGGCACCUGGACGACCGCUGGCCCUUCAGCAAGGCGACAGCAAUCCACGACAACGGAUGCGGGCCAGGGCCUAUCAUUUCCCACAUCAUCCAAGACUAUGGCGACAAGCUUCCUGCACACUGUGAACUGUCCUGCUCGGAUUUUUCGGCGCCCAUGAUCGAUAGAGUGAAACAUGUCAAAAGGGAAGAAACGGCGGCCAAUCCAAACUCGCUCUGGUCGAGGGUAGACGCUCAAGUGCUGGACGCGAUGGAUCUCAAAGGUAUACCCGACAAUUCAAAGUCGCACGUCACCGCUGGAUGGGUGUAUUUCAUGACUCCCGACCCUCAGAAGUGCUUGAGCGAAAGUCUUCGGGUUCUGCGAAAGGACGGCGUUCUGGGUUGCUCUUCGUGGAAGGAUUCGCAAUGGCUUCAGCUUAUGAGGAUGGUUGGACAAGUCAGACCUGACAAGCAGCUGCCGGGGAUUCCAGCUGAAUGGCAGACUGCUGGGCCACUGAAGGGCGAGUUGGAGAAGGCUGGCUUCAGGGAGGUUGAAUCGUUCGAAGUUGAAGUCAUCAUGACUUUUGAAUCGUACGACGCCACGAUCGAUCUGUUGACAACGAAGAUGCCCCAUAUGAUCGCAAUGCUGAAAGACUUUUCAGAGAAUGAGAUGCAGCAACUGAGCGAUAAGAUGCUGAGACAGAUGAAAGAAUGGUGUCCAGAGCUCCCUGGCAAGUUGUAUGGUACUGCGCUGGUGGCAGUGGGGAGGAAAUGGUAUUUUCAGUCGUAA
Messenger RNA from Lecanosticta acicola, 876 nucleotides. The record is from the annotation of a GenBank genome assembly. Lineage: Eukaryota; Fungi; Ascomycota; Dothideomycetes; Mycosphaerellales; Mycosphaerellaceae.